Molecule: messenger RNA, 1743 nt
Organism: Cydia splendana
Lineage: Eukaryota; Metazoa; Arthropoda; Insecta; Lepidoptera; Tortricidae
Exons: 6
Coding region: 16-924 (302 amino acids)
Source: RefSeq, a predicted model, not a curated record
GUCACUUACCAAAAGAUGUCACGGAAUGUUAAUGAUACACAGAACAAGAUGCCGUCAGCCUCUGACGUCAUGAUCCUGGUGCACAGCCCUAGUACCGUCGUGGGAGACCCAGAUAACACCAUGAGUCCAUCGGCCACGGACCCACUGGUACCCAGUGCCACCGAUACGGAAGGCCUGAAUGAGAUUAAAAAGAGUCCAUCGGCCGCGGAGCCCCUGGUACCCAGCCCCAGCAGCGACACAGAAGACCUAGAUGUGAUUAAGCAGAGUCCAUCGUCCUCCGAUACCAUGGUACCAAGCCCCAGCUAUGAAAUGGAAGUCCAGGAUGAGUUUUAUGAGGUUCCAUUUGUAACCCAAGCUCCUGCCGCAUCUUCAAACAAAGCCCAUCCGUGCUGUGACAAUAAUAGAGAACUCUUAAAUAAAAUUAACCAGUUAGAAAGGACAGUAAAACGAGUACAAAAAGUAGCAAACAAACGCAAUUUGACAAUUAGAGCUUUGAGAAUGCAGCUUAAGAGACUAAGGAAGAGUAAAGAAACCGAAAGCGAGAAUUUGAUCAGAUUCGCACAGAAAGAAAGAAAUGACAGAGAAUACAUUACUGUUAUGAAUUGUUUAAGAAUAAACAACCCGUUGCUUGAUCAUUUUAUUUCUUCUGCGAGAGGAAAGUUGUCAGAGCCUAGCGCCGCCCUGAAGAAAUACGUGAUGACGCUUCAUCUAGUCUCACCGCGUGCUUAUAAUUUCGUGAGAGAGGAAUUCGAUUUGGCUUUGCCUCACCCAGAAACCGUAGCGAAAUGGUGCCGGAGAGUGUAUAAUCCUGAUCUUAGUGAAGAUGAAUGCGAUCCUGGUUUUACGAAAGAAGAAUACGAUGAGAUUAAGGAUAGGGUUAAACAAAAUGACGCCAAACCUGUGUACUUAGUUUUCAUGGAUUAAAUCACUCUAUACUGCAAGACCAAAAAAAGUAAGAAAUUGUUGUCACUUUUUACUAGCGCGUCUUGUAUUUAUGUAAAAAUAAGUAAAUAAAAGUACUUUUUGAAAUCGUAGGAGUAAAAUUAGUAAUAAAUAAAUUAUCUUAACGUGAUUAUUUACUUAUCAAAAGGAAUUUAAAAUCAAAAUCAAAAUCAAUCAAUCGCCUCCCGCAUAGUUUAGAUGUUAUCAUGAAUUAAAAAAAAUAGUCAGCCGAUUGUAUCGCGCUGGAAACACCGUCAGUUGACAUGUCCGCAAAUCCAUAAGGCGUUUAUUGAAAUGCCUGAUGAAAUCCUACAUGCAAAGUUUCAUGAUUUAGUUAUUACUAUAAUGAAAAGGUACAGCGCUUAUUUUUUACAUGUAUAUGCAAGUAGCUGACGGUCUUUCCACCGCUAUACAACCGGCUGACGGUUUUUUUUAUUUAUAAUAACAUCUAAACUAUAUUCUGACAAAGUAUCAAACGGGAGGCGAUGACAAAAUUUAUUUGAUUUUUUACAUGUUUCGGUGGCUGUCAUUCCUCAACCCACCAACGGAGCGCCAGUUGACGUCCAUGAGGGAUCAUCAUACAUAGCCGUUAACCAAUAUACUAGUUAUCACCCGGGAGGCGAUUGGUCAUGGAAAUCUGUUCGUGGCUCGCGGUCUACUCGCUACUCGGUUGAAGUGGCUAACCCAGUGGUGGGUAAACUUUUUUCAUGGGGGGGCCAGAAAGUUUAGGAAAUUUAAGUGGAGGGCUAGAAUUGUACUCGUAUUGUGAAAUAAUUAGUUUAUUCCAUAUACUAAUUAUUU